Messenger RNA from Xenopus laevis (African clawed frog), 1422 nucleotides. RefSeq names its product sorting nexin 11 S homeolog (gene snx11.S). Gene Ontology annotation, cellular component: endosome; cytoplasm; endomembrane system. Gene Ontology annotation, molecular function: phosphatidylinositol binding; phosphatidylinositol phosphate binding. The record is from RefSeq and is marked provisional. Lineage: Eukaryota; Metazoa; Chordata; Amphibia; Anura; Pipidae. Gene Ontology annotation, biological process: intracellular protein transport; vesicle organization.
GGCGGAAGUAGGGUACCGGAGAAUUGGACGCUCAGCGUUGUAUAAUCGCAGAUGACUCCCCCGAAGUAACUGUAACAUGUCUCAGGAUAAUCCCGGCUCAGAGGAAUUUGUCACAAUCCGUGUGCAGGAUCCCAGACUCCAGAAUGAAGGAUCAUGGACCUCGUAUGUGGACUAUAAAAUCUUCCUCCAUACUAACAGUAAGGCUUUCACAGCUAAGACGUCGUGUGUGAGGAGACGUUACAGGGAGUUUGAUUGGCUGAGGAAGCGACUGCAGAAGAAUUCGGGUUUAGUGCCGGUCCCAGCGCUGCCUGGAAAACUUCCCUUCCUCGUGGGGAACAAUGAGGAUUUUAUAGAGAGAAGGCGACAAGGUCUGCAGCAGUUUCUGGAGCAGAUUGUCCAGAACAUGGUGCUGCUGUCAGACAGUCGAUUACAUCUGUUUGUUCAGAGUCAGUUGCCCCUGGCAGAGAUCGAGGCCUGUGUGCUGGGCCACUGCUCUUACUCGGCUACUGAAGCCAUUCUCAACUACGCUUUAUCCAACCGAGGCUGGACCCAAGAGGAGACCCCAGGCAGCUAGCGGAGUCUUUGGGCUCAGGGACACUUUGCACUUUACUCCAUGGGACUCCGAGUAAUAAAUAUAAAUAUAUAGAGGCUGAAUAGACUGGCCAUUCCGUCAGUAUUUGCCUGUACAUAUUGGGAGCUGCUCGUUCUGGAAGGACUUGAAUUACGUCUGUGUUUAAUGUAUAAUAAGAACUGGCGCUUUAUCUGUAGUGCAAUUUCUGUUAAAGGGACAGGCCACUUAGUUACAAGUUUCUUACGACUGUGAAAGAAGAUGCAACAUGAUUCCACUGUCUGCAAAACAGCUCAAUGGCAGAGACACGCGCUCUAGUGAUGGGCGGGCCGACCCCAUACCUGCGGGUCGGGUGGGUUGGGGUCGACCUUGCGCUGCUCUUUGCGGGUGCAGGUUGAGCUCUUCUCCUGCUCUCCCCGCCCGCCACCUUCCAACUUUAUAGCCACGCACCUGCUCGCCCCGCCCCUUUUGUGACAUCAUCGGCAGCGCGGGUCUAUAAAGGGAUCCCGGAAGUGCGGGUGAGCAUGGGUUGAAAGAGGGCGGGUUGGGGUCGGGAAACCACGACCGCAUAUCACUAACGCUGCGAUUCUGGGAGAUUAGUCACCCAGCGACAAAUCUCUUCUUCUUCGGGCGACUAAUCUCCCCAAACUGCCUCCCCAGGGUGCCAUCCCGCCGGCAAUUUAUAUUCUAGCCGUAGGGAAGGCAGUUUGGGGAGUUUAGUCGCCCGAAGAAGAGGAGAUUUGACGCCGGGUGACUAAUCUCCCCUAAUCUCCACGUGUGUCUCUGCCCUAAACCUCUGAGGAUUAAUAUUAUUCUGUAUGUUACGGACUCAAUAAAUGUUCUAUUUUAGUUAA